This is a messenger RNA of Closterium sp. Naga37s-1, 150 nucleotides long. The record is from the annotation of a GenBank genome assembly. Lineage: Eukaryota; Viridiplantae; Streptophyta; Zygnematophyceae; Desmidiales; Closteriaceae.
CCCUCUAGCGCGCAGCAGACGAACGCGCGUAGCUGCGCGCACAGCCUUAGUCGCACCCGCAGCUCCGCGCUAGUACGUCGCGACCGCACGCACGUGGUGCAGCAGCCGCGCGCACGUGCAGCCCACCGUCUUAACCGCCCCCAGACCUGA